CCCAACGGCCUGCAGACGCGGCUGCAGCUCGGCGGCUAAUGUUGCACAACAUGCAGCAAAACACUUGCCCCCUCAAUCCUGGCUCGAAAUGACCUUCAUACUUACGAGAUCUGUGCGCCGUGAGAUCUCGGGCAAGCGCACUGCUGGUCAAGUGUGACAAUGUCCGGACUUGAGGUGGCUGGCCUCGUCCUGGGGGCCAUCCCGUUACUGUUGAUGACAGCGCGAGGCAUCAACGACGAGCUGGGCAGAAUGCAUGACUGGUGGGACUUUGAAGCGACAUUUGACAAUCUUCUUUUCGUCAUUGAGGCGCAGAAGUCACUCUAUCGCCAGAAUUUGCGGCUUCUCGUCGAACCGUUGAGUCUCCCAGAAGCGGAGAUUGAAGCCCUGCUCGAAGGAACAAGCCUCGAAGUAUGGAACCAGGCAAAUGUUCAGAGUAGUCUGCGGGCACGGUUUGAUGAAGAGGACUACACAUUUAUGACGCGGAGAUUGAGAGCGAUGCAUCAGUCGGUCGUCGCAUUACAGGCUCUGUUGCCCCUGGACGAGCUGUACGGACCAAAUACCAUCAAGGCCGAGUUCAAACGUGCAGUUGUCAGCUUCACUUCGGAUGCAAAUAAGCGUAUUGCUCGCAUCGCAUCUAUCAAUCACGAGCUCAACACCUUCCUCAAAAAUGAACGACAGAUCGUAAAGUCGAGGCAACGCAAGAAGCUAUACUUCCCUUUGGAUCAGGUUCAAUCUCAUGCUGUACUAUAUCAUCAACGACUUCGUGAGUGCUGGAGCUGCUCCUGCCAGCCUACGCACAGCGUGGGCAUAACGUUACACCACGAGAAGAACGAGCGCUUCCCGAAUCGCAGCAGGAAUCAUGUCCAUACUAUCCUCGAACAUGAUACCGAUAAGGCGUACUUUGUGGUGAAGUCGGAUCCUUCUAGACAGGUUUCGACGCAAACUGUGGAACAAAGGGGCACACUCGGCGCCUGGGAUCUCGCGCUGAGGGAAAAGGCGCAGUACGGCACGACAAAGUACCCAGACGACCAAGAGCAUCCAUACACACAAAAUGGUCAGGCCAAAGACCCGGGAGCUGCGAUUGUGGCUACACAUCGCCCGGACAAGAGCCAUCAUUCGCUCAAAGUCAAGUUCAUCGAGGCCACUAAGACCAUGUGGCAGAGCACAACAAGCAGAUCAAGAUCAUCUCGUCGGAAGAAACAGGGCAACAGUCCGCAAGAAUUGAUCCUCGAGAAUAAGUCCAAUGAACUUGCAGCUGAAACGAUAUCAAAUGCGCCGCCACUGACAUUGGGAAGACCUACGAUCAACAGCAGCCCUCUGGCUGUCCAGAACCGAGUUCGCUUUGCAGAUGCUGAGGAGCAAAAGGACGACUGUGACGAGCACAUUGUGCAUGCUCCUAACGAAGUUGUGGUCAUCGAUGCCUGCAGCAUCAAGGGAACCCUCGGGCAAUAUAAGCCCGACCAAGUUCUUAUACACUUGGGUCAGCCAUCUGACAACAAGGUGAAUCUGAUGCCAAAAAUUCCACCGAAAACCUACCAAGACCGGACGCAGUCCAUUCACGAGUAUCUCCGACAAAUGGACGCUCGAUGUUUUCGCAUGGAGCUCGGCCUGCGUCUUACGCUCACACUACUGAGCUUCAUCACGACCCCCUGGCUAAUGGGGCGUCUCAGCCAACGCGAUCUCUUCGUACUAAUGCAACGGAAUCCCUAUGAUCUAGACGAGUGGUCUGGUCCGUAUAUAUCAUUCCAGCCAGGAGACUCACCGACCGACACUCAAACACCUGCACAACCUUGGCCAGUGAAACAGACAGUAUUGCUCUUGGGGGUGAUGCUUCUUGAGCUUUUCCACGGCCAGCCUAUUGAGAACACGCCCAUUUGGGCCAGCAAUACCGUUCAAGGCAAGCCGGUGGGUAGUACUUUGUUCUACAGUGCCAACCAGUGGCUGGCCAGCUCGGCGGGGGGCUUUACGACACACUUUGGGCCAGACAUUGGGAAAAGCAUCACGGAUGCCAUAUCCAAGUGCAUUCGAUUCAGGUUUGACAGCGAGAGUGCCGCUGACGAGGCCACCUUGGCUCAGGUGCUCUACCGCGAGAUCUUCACACCGAUGGAGGAGGGAGUGCCACGCAAUCGGCAUGAUGACUGAAUGCUCUGAUUGUUCUGUGGGAAGGCUCUCGUCUAGAAGCAGAAUACAAUCAACGUUGAGGCUAUUGAUAGCACUAUGUUCUUCACAUGCAGUGAGUCAAAGAAACGUGUUCACGGAGCUCGUCGUUCCUUUGAAGAAAUGUUGCUCGCAGAUGAUGGUGUAGAAGGAAGGUGCUCGAGCGGCUUUGGAGGCAUGCAGGCGUUGUAGAAUUGUACGUUCCUUACCUUGGCCCUGCUUGAAAAGUUGUUGGUAAGAACGGCCAUGCUGCCCUUCGUUCCUUCACAUUUGGGCAAGGUCGAACCUUUGGGUGCUGCAAUCGAUACGAGAUUCCUUCCGCCGUCUUCUGUUGCCUUGCGACUCCAAUUGCACUGUGCGUCCUUGGCUAUCACA
Emericellopsis atlantica is the source of this 2532-nucleotide messenger RNA. RefSeq lists its product as uncharacterized. Bases 160 to 2142 code for a protein of 660 amino acids. Lineage: Eukaryota; Fungi; Ascomycota; Sordariomycetes; Hypocreales; Bionectriaceae. The transcript has 3 exons. The record is from RefSeq and is a predicted model, not a curated record.